CAGCGCAGACCACGACGCACACACACAAACAACGAGCAAGCGGCGACAACUACACAAUUCUACAUUUUUGCCAGCGUUUAAGAUUCAAUUUCCCGGGAAAAUAGCAUGAAUUACUGAAACAACCGGACUCGAAAACGAAAUGCAGCUAAUCAAGUGCUUGGUGGUGGUCCAGCUGGCCCUCUUGCUGGUGGAGGAGGCCUUCGCCGGGCGGGACUUCUACAAGAUACUGAACAUCAAGAAAAACGCCAACACGAACGAGGUAAAAAAGGCCUAUCGGCGCUUGGCCAAGGAACUUCACCCCGACAAGAACAAGGACGACCCAGAUGCCUCCACCAAAUUCCAGGACCUGGGUGCCGCCUACGAAGUUCUCUCCAAUCCGGACAAGCGGAAAACCUACGACCGCUGCGGAGAGGAGUGCCUGAAGAAGGAGGGCAUGAUGGACCACGGCGGCGAUCCCUUCUCCAGCUUCUUCGGGGACUUCGGCUUCCACUUCGGCAACGGGGACCCGCAGCAGCAGGACACACCAAGGGGGGCGGACAUCGUGAUGAACCUGUAUGCUUCCCUCGAGGAGCUCUACUCCGGCAACUUUGUGGAGAUUGUGCGGAACAAGCCCGUGAUGAAGCCCGCCUCGGGCACGAGGAAGUGCAACUGCCGGCAGGAGAUGGUCACGCGGAACCUGGGACCCGGUCGCUUCCAGAUGAUACAGCAAACCGUGUGCGACGAGUGCCCGAAUGUGAAGCUCGUGAACGAGGAGCGCACCCUCGAAAUCGAGGUGGAGCAGGGCAUGGUCGACGGCCAGGAGACGAGGUUCGUGGCCGAGGGAGAGCCCCACAUCGACGGCGAGCCAGGAGACCUCAUCGUGAGGGUCCAGCAGAUGCCGCACCCACGAUUCCUGCGGAAGGACGACGAUCUGUACACCAAUGUGACCAUCAGCUUGCAGGACGCUCUCGUCGGCUUCUCCAUGGAGAUAAAGCACCUGGACGGGCACCUGGUGCCUGUCACGAGGGAGAAGGUCACGUGGCCGGGGGCCAGGAUCCGCAAGAAGGGCGAGGGCAUGCCCAACUUCGAGAACAACAACCUCACCGGCAACCUGUACAUCACCUUCGACGUGGAGUUCCCCAAAAAGGAUCUCACGGAAGAGGAUAAGGAAGCGCUCAAGAAAAUACUCGACCAAUCCUCCAUCAAUCGCGUCUACAAUGGACUGUGAAUCCUCAUCGCCCAUUCUCAAGAAAGCGCUCGCCGGCUGUACACUAGUAUUUAAAUGCCUAGCUGGGCGUUUUCGGCCUGGAAACGCCCCCAAUUCAAGAGAUGACUUUGUUCAAGAAAGUUGUGCGAUAAAAACAAUUUAAUUUUAGUUUAGAAUUUUGUAAAAUAGUAAAAGAUGAUGAGCGGAAAAAAGAAAACCUACAGGCAGUUCCUGCCGACAAAAAGGAAUUGCAACACAAAAACCAACCACUACAAAAUAAAACGGAUUUAAAUUAUGAA
Molecule: messenger RNA, 1485 nt
Organism: Drosophila ficusphila
Lineage: Eukaryota; Metazoa; Arthropoda; Insecta; Diptera; Drosophilidae
Gene: shv
Product: dnaJ homolog shv
Exons: 2
Coding region: 140-1207 (355 amino acids)
Biological process (GO): protein folding; protein maturation
Cellular component (GO): endoplasmic reticulum
Molecular function (GO): misfolded protein binding
Source: RefSeq, a predicted model, not a curated record